GGAAUGUGAAUGAAACCAAAAGGGGGAAAAAAUCGAAUAAUUUGCCUUUCUUUAGUGGAAACAUGAGUCUGUUUGGAAAGCUACCAGAGUGUUGUGUAAGUGUUUUCAGUGGCUGAAGCAGACCGGCUCAGGUUACACUGCGUCUCCCACGUUGGGGGUGGGGGACAGCAAGUGACAUAGCAUACAACAGACACUUACAUAACCAUGACUCCAGGGGACGGGAUUAAGCUGUGAAUGAACCUCCCAAACUCCGGAAUAUGAUACUAGAACACAGCCUUUGAAUUUCUCUCUGAAGCUUGACUUGAAAAUGAGCUUCAGAAACAUCUCUCUCAAACUAGACUUUUCAUUACCCUUGGAACUUCUUUAACUUCUCUUCUUUUAUUAAGUUCGUGAACUUUGAUCAUUGUAGAAUUAGAAGGGGACUCAGAAGUCUCAGAGUGCGGCUCUCUGUAGAUUUAACCCAGAGACUGACUUCACCAUAGAAACACCCACAGUUGUAUCAAUGGUUGGGGCAAGAUAGUGGCAACAGGCAAAGGAAAAACAGCUCUGACAUACUAAGGACAAUGAGUAUGCUAAAACCAAGUGGGCUUAAGGCCCCUACCAAGAUCCUAAAGCCUGGAAGCACAGCCUUGAAGACACCUGCUGCUGUUGUAGCACCAGUAGAAAGAACAACAUCCAGUGAGAAAGCAUCAAACACGCCAUCCUCUGAGGCACAAGAGGAAUUUGUGGAUGACUUUCGAGUCGGGGAGAGAGUUUGGGUGAAUGGGAAUAAGCCUGGAUUCAUCCAGUUUCUGGGAGAAACCCAGUUUGCACCAGGCCAGUGGGCCGGGAUUGUUUUAGAUGAACCCAUAGGCAAGAACGAUGGUUCGGUGGCAGGAGUUCGGUAUUUCCAGUGUGAGCCUCUAAAGGGCAUAUUCACGCGCCCUUCGAAGUUGACAAGGAAGGUGCAGGUGGAAGAUGAAGCUAACGGCCUGCAGACAACACCUGCUUCGAGAGCGACUUCGCCUCUGUCCACCUCCACAGCCAGCAUGAUGACCCCCUCCCUAGCAGCCCCUUCAAAUAUUCCCCAUAAAUCAUCCCAGCCAACAGCAAAGGAACCUUCAGCUACGUCUCAGAUCAGCAACCUUACAAAAACUGCCAGUGAAUCUAUCUCCAACCUCUCAGAGGCCGGUUCCAUCAAGAAAGGAGAAAGAGAGCUCAAAAUUGGAGACAGAGUAUUGGUUGGUGGCACCAAGGCCGGUGUAGUCCGAUUUCUUGGGGAGACAGACUUUGCCAAGGGGGAAUGGUGUGGUGUGGAGUUGGAUGAGCCUCUUGGGAAGAACGAUGGGGCAGUUGCUGGAACCAGGUAUUUUCAGUGCCAACCCAAAUAUGGCUUGUUUGCUCCUGUCCACAAAGUGACCAAGAUUGGCUUCCCUUCCACUACGCCAGCCAAAGCCAAGGCCGCGGCCGUGAGGCGGGUGAUGGCGACCACGCCUGCCAGCCUGAAGCGCAGCCCUUCUGCCUCGUCUCUCAGCUCCAUGAGCUCAGUGGCCUCCUCCGUGAGCAGCAAGCCCAGCCGGACAGGAUUAUUGACUGAAACCUCCUCCCGUUACGCCAGGAAGAUCUCCGGCACCACUGCCCUCCAGGAGGCCCUGAAGGAGAAGCAGCAGCACAUUGAGCAGCUGCUGGCUGAACGGGAUCUAGAGAGGGCGGAGGUGGCCAAGGCCACGAGCCACGUGGGGGAGAUAGAGCAGGAGCUAGCUCUGGCCCGGGACGGACACGACCAGCAUGUCCUGGAAUUGGAGGCCAAGAUGGACCAGCUGCGAACAAUGGUGGAGGCUGCUGACAGGGAGAAGGUGGAGCUUCUCAACCAGCUUGAAGAGGAGAAAAGGAAGGUGGAGGACCUUCAGUUCCGGGUUGAGGAAGAAUCCAUCACAAAAGGCGAUCUUGAGCAAAAGAGCCAGAUUUCUGAAGAUCCUGAGAAUACGCAGACCAAACUGGAGCAUGCCCGCAUUAAGGAGCUUGAACAGAGCCUGCUCUUUGAAAAGACCAAAGCUGACAAACUCCAGAGGGAGUUAGAAGACACUAGGGUGGCUACAGUGUCGGAAAAGUCCCGUAUAAUGGAACUAGAAAAAGACCUAGCGUUGAGAGCACAGGAGGUAGCUGAGCUGCGGAGGAGGCUAGAGUCCCAUAAGCCUGCUGGGGAUGUUGACAUGUCACUCUCCUUUUUGCACGAGAUAAGCUCUUUGCAAGAAAAAUUAGAAGCCGCCCAUGCUGACCACCAGAGAGAAAUCGCUUCUCUGAAGGAGCAGUUGGGAGCCCGCGAAGAAACACAUCAGAAGGAGAUAAAGGCUCUUCAGGCUGCCACAGAGAAGCUUUCCAAAGAGAACGAGUCAUUGAAAAGCAAGCUUGAUCAUGCCAACAAGGAGAACUCCGACGUGAUAGCCCUGUGGAAGUCCAAGCUGGAGACGGCCAUCGCAUCCCACCAGCAGGCAAUGGAGGAGCUGAAGGUGUCCUUCAGCAAGGGGGUCGGGACAGAGACGGCAGAGUUUGCAGAGUUAAAAACACAAAUAGAGAAGAUGAGACUAGAUUACCAGCACGAAAUAGAAACUCUGCAGAACAAACAAGACUCUGAAAGGUCUGCUCACGCUAAAGAGAUAGAAGCCCUGAGAGGUAAGCUGAUGGCAGUCAUUACGGAAAAGGAGAGCAGCCUGGAAGCCGUCAAGGCAAAACUGGACAAAGCGGAAGACCAGCAUCUAGUAGAAAUGGAGGACACCUUAAACAAACUGCAGGAAGCUGAAAUAAAGGUAAAGGAGCUAGAGGUACUACAAGCCAAAUGCAGUGAGCAAACCAAGGUUAUUGAUAAUUUUACGUCACAGCUCAAGGCUACUGAAGAAAAGCUCUUGGAUCUCGAUGCACUUCGGAAAGCCAGUUCCGAAGGUAAAUCGGAAAUCGAGAAACUUAGACAGCAGCUUGAGGCAGCUGAGAAACAGAUUAAAAAUUUAGAGAUUGAAAAGAAUACUGAAAGUGGCAAGGCUAGUAGCGUUACCAGAGAGCUGCAGGGGAAAGAGCUAACGCUUAAUAACCUUCAGGAAAACUUGAGUGAAGUCAGUCAAGUGAAAGAGGCUUUGGAAAAAGAACUUCAGAUUUUGAAAGAAAAGUUUGCUCAUGCUUCGGAGGAGACGGUCUCUGUUCAGAGAAGCAUGCAAGAAACUGUAAAUAAAUUACACCAAAAGGAGGAACAGUUUAAUGCACUAUCUACUGAAUUGGAGAAGUUGAGAGAAAAUUUAACAGAUAUGGAGGCGAAAUUUAGAGAGAGAGAUGAAAGAGAAGAGCAGUUGAUAAAGGCGAAGGAGAAGUUGGAGAACAACAUUGCAGAAAUAAUGAAGAUGUCUGGAGAUAACUCUUCUCAGCUGACAAAAAUGAAUGACGAGUUACGUCUGAAAGAAAGAGAUGUAGAAGAAUUACAGCUAAAACUUACAAAGGCUAAUGAAAACGCAAGCUUUCUGCAGAAGAGUAUUGGGGAGGUCACUCUCCAGGCGGAACAGAGCCAGCAGGAAGCAGCUAAAAAGCAUGAGGAGGAAAAGAAAGAGCUGCUGAGGAAGUUGUUGGACCUGGAAAAGAAGAUGGAAAUGAGCCACAACCAGUGCCAGGAUCUGAAGGCCAGGUUCGAGGAAGCCAGUUGUGAGACAAAGGCGAAGCAUGAAGCUGUCCUGCAGAGCCUGCAGAAGAUGCUGUCGGACACGGAGCAGAGGCUGAAGGCCGCGCGGGAGGAGAACAGCGACUUGAUGCAGGAGAUGGCGGAACUGAAAAAGCAAGCCGACAAAGCCCAAGCUGCUCAAACGGCAGAAGACGCCAUGCAGAUAAUGGAACAGAUGACCAAAGAGAAGAGUGAAACUCUGGCCUCCUUGGAGGAUACCAAGCAAACAAAUGAAAAACUACAGAAUGAAUUGGAUACACUUAAAGAAAACAACUUGAAAAAUGUGGAAGAGCUGAACAAAUCAAAAGAACUUCUGACGGUAGAGAACCAAAAAAUGGAAGAGUUCAGGAAAGAAAUAGAAACCCUCAAGCAGGCAGCAGCUCAGAAGUCCCAGCAGCUUUCGGCAUUGCAAGAAGAGAACGUGAAACUUGCUGAGGAGCUGGGGAGAAGCAGGGACGAAGUCACGGGUCAUCACAAGCUAGAAGAGGAGAGAUCUGUGCUCAAUAAUCAGUUGUUAGAAAUGAAAAAGAGAGAAUCCAAGUUAAUAAAAGACGCAGAUGAAGAAAAAGCUUCCUUGCAGAAAUCCAUCAGUAUUACUAGUGCCUUACUCACCGAAAAGGAUGCAGAGCUGGAAAAGCUGAGAAAUGAGGUCACAGUGCUCAGGGGAGAGAGCGCCUCCGCCAAGUCCUUGCAUUCCGUCGUUCAGUCUCUGGAGUCGGAUAAGGCGAAGCUUGAACUCCAGGUAAAGAACUUGGAGCUUCAACUCAAAGAAAACAGGAGGCAGCUCAGCAGCUCCUCAGGUAAUACUGAUACUCAGGCGGAAGAGGACGAAAGAGCCCAGGAGAGUCAGCAAAUGAUUGAUUUCCUAAAUUCAGUAAUAGUGGACCUUCAGAGGAAGAAUCAAGACCUCAAGAUGAAGGUGGAGAUGAUGUCAGAAGCAGCCCUUAAUGGGACUGGGGAUGACCUAAACAGUUACGACAGUGAUGACCAGGAGAAACAGUCCAAGAAGAAACCUCGCCUCUUCUGUGACAUAUGUGACUGCUUUGACCUCCACGACACCGAGGACUGCCCCACCCAGGCGCAGGCGUCGGAGGACCCCCCCCACUCCACACACCAUGGCAGUCGGAGCGAGGAGCGUCCAUACUGUGAAAUCUGUGAGGUGUUCGGGCACUGGGCCACCCACUGCAAUGAUGAUGAGACGUUCUGAUGGGACCCCCAGCCCUGCGCCGGGCUUCUCAGACACACUAACAUGUAGGCGACGGAACACCAGCAUCGUGUGUGCAGACUUCCGGAGAACUCAUGUUAUUUUUGACCCCCAUCAACAAAUCUAAGAAAAUAUUUUGAGCUUCAAUAAAUCACCCUUUUAGUCUCCCCUUAGAAUUUAAAAUAAUAAAUACUUAGUAGGUGAGUUUUCACCUCUGAUUUGUCUUCUUGAUUUUUAAAAGUUCUAACAAGACAUUGCACCAGAUGCCAUUACAUUUACUGCCCCGAGGGAAACCUCCUAGAACAAUCCCUACCCUCACAAUACCUUAUUUAAGUAACUUUAAAUUAUGCUGUUACUUUUCAUAUUUGCACUAAAAUUUUUCCAGGCUGCGUUUGUAUAUUUAGAUGUUUGGGUUAAGCUUUGACACUGGAAUGAGUUGGAAAAAUGUGCCAUUUUGCAUUUUCAUCUACUCAUUUAAAGGAUUUUAUUCUUAAAGAAGUAUCUGAGCUCUUUGCACUACCUGAUGUCAGUAGUGCCUUUAUUUCAGGCUUGAUAAUACUUGGGUGUGAUUAUAAAAUCAUGAAACAGGUAAAGCGGGGGAAGCCCCAAACUGCUGUGGGGACAUUUUAUAAUCUAUAUGCUGCACCUACUCACUCUACGGUGGUGUUUUGUUCAUUGGUUUUGCAUAAUUUCAGCUUCUAUAUAUUAUAUGUAUAUAUUUUUUAAAAAUCUAUAUUUUGGGAAAAAAACACAAUGUCUGUCUUUUCAGAUUUUUACCUUUAUGAAAAAGAAAACACAUCAAGACAUGAUGGACUAGGCCAGAAUAUAACAUCACGUGGCUUUGCAACUAUUUUUUCUGUUUUCAUUUUGUUUCUUUAGCAGAUAUAAAUAACUGGGAGAAUUUUCUCCAGAUUUGUUUCUUUCUUCAGCAGAUAUCCCCAGCAGUCAAUUAACUAGAUAAUAAGCCACUAUAAAACACCUAAAUUAACCAAUCUACAACCUUUACAAGUUUUUUUACUGUAUUUUUAGAUGAAUGUACGAUGAGAAAUUCAACAUUAAUAAUUUUGGAUUUUCUUAUCACAAAAAAUAAAAUGAAGGACCUCAACCAUCAGAAGUUUAUCAACCAGUUUGAGUCUAUUUAUCUUCAUUUGAAUGUCUUCUAGAAUAUGUAAAAAGUAAUAAAUGUAUCUUCCAUGCUACAUGUAUAAUAAGAACUUCUAUAAUUGUAUAUAUGCCUUUGAUGUAUUUUUCCCCUCAAGAUUAUCAAAUGUGUGUCUGACAAGUGAAAAACCUGUAAUGAGUUGAAAUUUUUGGUUAUAAACAUAUUAAAAUAGGAAGUGUUUCACAAACAAAAUGUAAAGCAGUAUUAAAAUUUGAGCAAACAAGUGUUCUGUAUCUACUUUAAUAAAUGGUUCUUUUUUGCCAGUGGUAGUAAACUGAUAUUAUUCUCAG
Molecule: messenger RNA, 6335 nt
Organism: Leptonychotes weddellii (Weddell seal)
Lineage: Eukaryota; Metazoa; Chordata; Mammalia; Carnivora; Phocidae
Source: RefSeq, a predicted model, not a curated record